Messenger RNA from Closterium sp. Naga37s-1, 2754 nucleotides. NCBI's taxonomy places the organism in Eukaryota, Viridiplantae, Streptophyta, Zygnematophyceae, Desmidiales, Closteriaceae. The record is from the annotation of a GenBank genome assembly.
AUGUCUUGCCUCAGCCCGUCGGCGUCUCGGCAGCAGCAGCAGCAGUCGGAGUCAUUGCCGCAGGUCCGGUCGCAAGCGGAGGAGGAAUGUUCGGCUGUGUUUUCGCGCAUACCCGACGAUCUGCUCGCCCACAUCCUGCUACUCGUCGCAUCCAACGGCACCAAUCUCAGAUCUGAUCUCGCAACAUCAGGUCAUGAUCAUGCUCGUAUGCCCGUUCCCACUCUGCCCGCAUCCAUCAGCGGCUUGCAGCAGCUGACGCGGCUCAGCAUGACUCUGCCGCACGAAGUCACCGAGUUACCACCGGAGUUCGGCAGCUUGCAGUCUCUCAGGAGCCUAAGGAUCGUCACGCCGUCACUCACCACGCUUCCUGGCACUUUCGGGGGGCUCACGUCCUUAGAAGAGCUCGAACUUGAGAAUUUGGUAGUGGAUCGUCUACCCAGCGGCCUAUGGCAGUUGACAGCAGUGAGGAAGUUGGUCUUUAGGAUGAUGGAAGAGCUGCUUGCGUUGCCCGCCUCUCUUUCUCAACUUUCACUCCUCACUCACCUCCAGAUUCACUGCUGCGGCGAGUUCUGCCGCCUGCCCGAAAGUUUUGGGCAGCUGCAGCAAUUGAGGGUACUCCAGCUGUUUUCGGUGGGCGGGCUUCGUGAGCUUCCAGAAUCUUUGGGCGAUCUGCCCGAACUGACCGACUUGGAGAUUCGUAACUGCCGGUUUCUAACCAUGCUGCCCAGGUCAUUACCUUCCAUCGCCACCCUCCAACGGCUCAUCAUCCACGACUGUGGAGAAUUUUCCUCGUUGCCCGAGAACAUCGGGCAGCUUCUAAAUAUUGAGGAACUGGAUCUUGAGUCUCUUGAUAUAACUGCCAUUCCUAACAGCCUGGGGCGCCUUACCUCGCUGCAGAAGCUGAGGCUGUGGGACUGCUCGAGGCUCCUGCGCCUCCCACGGUCCGUAUCAUCCAUGCUCUCACUCACCACCGUCCGCUUGGAUGGGUGCGUUGUGGACCAACUCCCAGAGGAUUUCGGGCUGCUUCCGAAUCUUCGUUUUCUGGAGCUGUCCCGCCUUGAGAUACUUCAUUCGUUGUCCAGAUCCUUCGGGCAGCUGAAAUUGUUGAAGGAAUUCAACGUGACACGCUGCUCGGCACUCACUCUCGCUUCAGGUUCCACAUUCGAUCUCUCUUCGCUUGAGACUCUACUCGUUCGAGGCCAUACACCAAUCGGAUCGUUCCCUUCCAGCUUCGGGCAGCUGCCAAACCUCCGCGACCUUGAUCUCAGUGCCGGCUGCGAAUUUGAUAUUCUGCCCGACGCGGUCGCCAGCCUGCCCAAGCUGGAGGUGCUGAAACUGAACAGAGGCAACUGCUUCGGACGAGGCCUUCAGCACGUGCCCAGAGACUUUGCUCAGCUGUCUCCCGCCCUUCGCAUCCUGGAGCUAGACGGACUCAGGCAGCUUGACUUCAUCCCUGCGUCCCUGACGCUUCUCACCCGCCUGGAGCGUCUGAGCAUUGCAGACUGUGAGCAGCUGCAGGGGGUACCACAGGGCUUGGGCAACCUGGCUAGUCUCACGGAGCUACAGAUGAGUUCCUGCCCCAGGCUCCACCUGUUCCCAUCGCUUCUCCCUGCUCCGUCGUCUCUUGCACCGCUUCCCAGUGCUGCAGCUUCCCUCACUGCUGUUCUCACCUCCUCAGCUGCUCCUGCUCCUGCUGCUCCCUCCACAGCACCCAUCACCACCACACUGGAUACCUCUGCCCUUACCUCCGUCUGCUCUUCUCACACUCUCCCUGCGCGCAAUCGCUCUUCCCACUCAAAAAUGCAUCCGCCCCUCCCGUCCCUCCUCCGCCUGUCCAUCCGCGACUGCCCGUUGCUCAUCGCCCUCCCCAGCGACCUCCAUCAGCUGCCACGUGUCAAGUCAUUCCACCUUGAGAACUGCCUGAAUCUAAAACCCAUGCUCCCUGCUGCAUUGUCCUCCGCCCGUGCUGAUUCUUCCACUGCUGCACCUGCUGCAGACCCAAGCUCAGCAGCACCACCGCUAUCCUUCCCCGCGUCCCUCACCAGUCUCACCAUCUCACGAGCCUUCCACCCGGCCACGUGCCUUCCACGCUCCCUCCUCACCCUCUCGCACCUUCACACCCUCGCAGUGACUCACCUGCCCUCGCUGCAACAGCUAACCUUACCCACGGAAGGCGGUGUCAGCAGCCUAUUGAGCCUCCACACACUGGUUCUUUACAGAUGCGAUGCCUUGUCAUCCUUGCCUGCUUCCCUUCCCUCCCUGCCAAGUCUCUCCCGGCUCAUCGUCCAAAUGUGCCCGCGCCUCCUGCACCUGCCUGAGAAUCUCGGGCAGUUGAAAUCUUUGGAGGAGCUGGCCGUGGUACACUGUGAGGGUAUGGGAGAAAUCCCCUCUUCCCUCACUCUGCUCACCUCCCUGAACCAACUGAGCUUUGUAGGCUGCCCUAAAGUAUCCUCCCUCCCAGAUCAUGUCUCCUCCCUCUCCUGCCUCAACUCCCUCCGUCUCAGCCGUCUGCCUUCUCUCCUGCACCUCCCCUCCUCCCUCGCUCUCCUCCGCUCCCUCCGCUACCUCUACCUGGAAGGCUGCUCCAAUCUGAAGGCGCUACCUGAGGGCUUGGGCAGGGAGGGUGCACUCUGGAGAGUUGAUCUGGAUAAAUGUUCGAGCUUACAGAGCCUGCCGGUGGCCCUGCGCACUGGCAAGGUGGUUGUUAGUGGGCCAUGGGGGGCAGACUGCAUACAGGCUGCUAGAGAUUACUAA